Messenger RNA from Moneuplotes crassus, 2211 nucleotides. The record is from the annotation of a GenBank genome assembly. Lineage: Eukaryota; Ciliophora; Spirotrichea; Euplotida; Euplotidae.
AAUUUGGUAAUAAAUAUGGGCCAGAAAGAGAGUACUCUCAACAGAGAUGGGAUCAGAAAUGACGACUCAGACGAUAAUUCUUCUGAAGGAGCCGACGAGGAGUAUAAGGGCAGGUAUUCCUGGAGCCAUCACACUAGCUCCAGACAUCAGAAAUCCAGAAGUAAAGAUAUGACAAGCACUUUAGGUGGUGGACAUACAGCCACCCAGAAUGCUAAUUUAGAGGGCAACCUUGGCGACAAUAAUAUUCUUUUAUUCCAACAAAAUGAAGUAAGCCUGGUUGACGACCCUGGAGAGCGUGAAUAUUACUCGACUUGCCCUAAUUGCUCUGCAAGAAUACUUGAAACAGGGUUGGAAUCAGAGAUUCUCUGACCAUUUUGUAGCUGUAAGUUCAAGUCGAACUCUAACUCAACUCUGCUUCUAAGCAACGGAGGCAUUAAACAAAGAUACUUGAAUAAAUCUGAGGAAGAUACUAAAUAUAACAGGUCGGCAUCAAUGCGUAAUUCUAUGCCUGAGCCAUAUCAGAUGCCUCCACCACUGCCUCACUAUGAAGAGGACGAUUACGAGGAGGAAGAAGAGGAAGAGGAGAAGUGUACCUUCGAAGGGAGGUUAGAGACAGCUCAAGGCCAGCUCUACGAUUUUGAGAAUAAUCUAAAUCAGAAUAUAAGCAAUGAAAUUAGUACAACUUGUGAUGAAAAGACUAAGGUGAAAUCCCUUGAUAGUGUCACAUUGCUUGUAAUCCAAGAAACUUUGUUAGAGGAUUUUAUCAUUACAGAUAAGAAGGAGCAAGAGAAGAAGCUCAGCAAUAUUGGAGGCGUAACUAUAGCCAGGGACUCUCCUGAUGGCGAGGAGAGCAAGGUCGAACUGAAUAAUGAAGAAGAAAAGAAGGAAGAGGAGCAGAACGUGACUGAAGAAGAGCCAUCCAUGGGCACACCUGAGGAAAGAGCUGCAAAGAAUUCUCUUAAAUCGGUGAAAUUUGAUCUUCUAAUCAAACAAAUUUUGUUGCCUUUUUUUCAGAUCCAAACGCGAAUUCUGCAAAAAGGAAAUGUGUUUGAAAUAGGAACGAUCAAAUUCUUGGUGGCUGCUACAACUCCUCAUAAACAAGGAAAAGUGACUACAAAGACUAAAAUUAGAUGAAAUAUGGUAGUCUCCCAAGAAUCUGCGAUGGAAAGUGUUGAACUAAUCCCGAUGAGAAGGAACGUGAUCCCCUCCACUAGUGAAUUUAUGAAUGAUGUGGUGAAUCCCUUCCUCUCAAAUAUCAAGCCAAAGGAGAUAUACACUCACAAGCAUGCGAUUAUCGAGCUAGAAGAGGUGAAGUUCUUGAUAAAGUACUCCAGACCAUUCUUUGGGUAUUUUAAUAGCGAGACUCGUGUUAGGAUCGAUGAUUACGCUCAAGCUCUCAAUUUUAUCAGAAUUGCUCCUAUCUGGAAAGAUGAAAAGACAUGCAAGGAGGUUAAUGAGAACUUCGGUGACUACGAGAAGCUCAUCGGCAAGAAGUACCUUGAAGUAUACUUCCACAGCGGAUUGUCACGAUUUGUUGAAAAAGGAGAAACCAUUUUUAUUGAGAACUUGGAGUUCUUCGUGAACGAUUGCAAGCCAAAGAUAGGAUACGUUGAUGAAAGAACCAGAAUUGAGAUCCAGACAGGCUUCACUCAGGAGAAUUUUAAAAGAAAGCAGAUCCAGGCUGAUAAAAACUUUGCCAAGAGGCUACAGCAUAAAGAGAGAAACAGAAGCCAACUCUAUCAACUUUCACAAGCACUUGAGAGAAGGGAAAAUUUAGAAGGAGAAGAGCUAUCACAGUUUGACCAAGAACUAUUAAGGAUGACAAACCAGCUAGGAGAAGAUAUCUCUGAUCUAAGAGAGAGACUGAAUAUUCACCGUCAACACAGACAUAAAUCAAAGAGAAAACCAGCUUCUCGGACUCUUGUUGAAAGUCUUCCUGAGAGAAAAUUCAUUAAAAGUACUGUGGAAGGUGCUGGAGAUAAUGAAGAAGCGAAUGUCAAGUGUAUGAUUUGAUUAGAAUUCUAUGAAGAUCAAGAGAUGCUCAAGACAUUACCUUGCAUUCAUUCUUUCCACAAGGGAUGCAUUGAAAACUGGUUUAAAAGAGGAAGAACUUGUCCUGUAUGUAAAUGGGAUAUCACCAAGCAAUCAGACAGCUCUAAUUUCUAAAGAGCUAAUCUGUCCGAAAAUGAUUGAUAAACAAACAAAUUCAAU